Lactuca sativa (garden lettuce) is the source of this 1118-nucleotide messenger RNA. RefSeq names its product glycine-rich RNA-binding protein 4, mitochondrial. Gene Ontology annotation, molecular function: RNA binding. The record is from RefSeq and is a predicted model, not a curated record. NCBI's taxonomy places the organism in Eukaryota, Viridiplantae, Streptophyta, Magnoliopsida, Asterales, Asteraceae.
UCCAAAAAAGAAAUAGACGUAGGAUGUGCAUUUCACGUGCAAACACCCCUCUCCGUAUAUUUACUUGCGGUGAAAGCACGAAAAUGGCAACAGAGCCACGGUGGUAGGGUUCGUCGUCACUGUAAACCCUAAUUAUCGUUCCUCUGAAAAUGGCUUUUCUUAGUAGAUUCGGCAAUCUGCUUAAACAAUCAGGAAGCAAUCAUGUCAAUAUGGGAUUAUCUUCUUCAAAUUCACCACUUUUCCAGUCAAUCAGAAGCAUGUCAUCUGCUAAACUCUUCGUAGGAGGUCUUGCUUAUGCAACUGAUGAAAUGGGAUUAAAAGAAGCUUUUCAGCAAUAUGGAGAAGUGAUAGAUGUUAGAGUUAUCACUGAUCGUGACUCUGGUAGAUCUCGAGGGUUUGGAUUUGUUAGUUAUACAUCAGCUGAUGCAGCUAAUUCUGCUCUUCAGGAUAUGGAUGGAAAGGAACUUGAUGGUCGAAGGAUUAGAGUGAGUGUCGCCCAAGAGAGGCCCCGCCCAUCAUUUGGUGGUGGUUAUGGCGGCCCUGGUGGCGGUGGAUAUGGAGCUGGUGGUGGUGGCGGAUAUGGAGGAGCUGGUGGUUAUAUGGGUGGUGGAUAUGGUGGCGGCAACAGUAAUAUAGGUGGGUAUGGUGGUGGGAAUCAAAAUGCUGGUGGCAGGAAUGAUCUUUUCAGUGGGGUUUUAGGUGGUGGUGGUGGUGAUGCCGGAGUGUCACCUGGCGGCAAUGAAGGUGGUGGUGAUGAGAAUAUGAACCAUUUUGGUGAGGAUGAUGUUCAGGAGAAUGAUGAUGAUUAUGCCAAUACUUGUAACAAGUGAAGAUGUGAAUAUAUGAGUCUACUAGUGGCUAGAAUCCUUUGGACUAUUAUACCCCUGUGGUGAAUAAAGGCGGUGAUUAUGGUGUUAGUGGUGGUUUUCCAGUGGAGGAAAUAGUAUAGGGAAUGUUUUCUGGUGACAGGUGUUGAUGUUUUUGUCGUUUAGAAUGGAGAACUCAAGUGUUCUGUUUUUGGUUUUUCUCCAAGUGAAAAUAAGGGAUUUUGGCAAUAAUAUUUAUAGUAUAUGAAUAAACUUUUUCGCAGCGUGUAAAAAAAGUAUUUAGUGUUUUAA